AUGUCGAAUUCGCACAAGUUCAAACAAUCUAUUGCUUACUGGUGUCUCGCUGAUACCGAAUGGGAAUGGAAUACAGAACAAAUCUGUCAACUUGCUCUCAAUCUGGAUAUUGAAAGUAUCGAACUCGCACCGCCAGAGACUUAUCCUAUUUUAAAGAAAUACAAUUUGAAAUGUGCAUUUUGUUGUAACGGAAUGCCCGGAGCACCUUUUAUGAAAGGCCUCAAUAAUCUGAAGAAUCACGAAGAAGUCAUUGCUCGAACCAAACAAUCUAUUGACCUAGCCGCUGAAUACGGCUUUCCGAAUGUAAUCGCCUUCAUCGGAUACAAGUGGCUCAACCCCGAAGAUCCUUCUAGUGGUGAAGUAUCGAUUGACGAAUGCUUUGAGAAUUGUGUGAAAGGUCUUCUCGAUCUUUCUACGUAUGCCGCCGAGAAAAAUGUCACUAUUUGCCUUGAACAUCUCAACACACGUGUUGAAUCGCAUCCGAUGAAGGGUCAUCCUGGUUAUCAAGGCGACAACAUUGAUUUUUGCGCCGACAUUGUUCGUAAAGUAAAUUCACCGAGCGUUCGUCUUCUGUUUGAUGUUUAUCAUGUGCACGUCAUGCAUGGUGACGUCAUCAAAUAUCUUCGAGCUCAUCAUGAUGUCAUUGGUCAUAUUCAUACUGCAGGCUAUCCAGGUCGAAAUGAAUUAGAUGACAAACAGGAAAUUGACUAUCCUGCCAUUGUAAACGCUAUUCAAGAAAUUGGCUACGCAGGAUACAUUGGUCAUGAAUUCAUUCCGACUCGUGAGCCCAUGGAUGGCUUGUCUACAGCAGUGAGCAUGUUCAACGCUUAA
Adineta steineri is the source of this 831-nucleotide messenger RNA. Lineage: Eukaryota; Metazoa; Rotifera; Eurotatoria; Adinetida; Adinetidae. The record is from the annotation of a GenBank genome assembly.